This is a messenger RNA of Symbiodinium pilosum, 780 nucleotides long. Lineage: Eukaryota; Dinophyceae; Suessiales; Symbiodiniaceae. The record is from the annotation of a GenBank genome assembly.
AUGGAUCACUCAGACUUCCUUCCGCAGGUCUGUAGCACUGAUGCCGAGAGAUGGCUGUGCUUGGCGCUGCUCCGCAUGGCCUCUAACCUCGGGAUUCUGGCCGCCCAUGGUGCCCUUGCCCGCCUGCUGGUUGAUGGCGUGUACUCCGAGAGAAGCGAAGAGAGUCUGCUGCUUGCUGCAAGUUGCCUUGAGAAGUUUGCACUUGAAUCAGCCGAAGCCGGAGAGUCUGACAUGAAAGAGCCCUUGAAGCAUGAAGUGUGUUGCAAGCAUGGCUGCGUCUUCGGCUGGGAUUCUCAUGGCUGGCAGCCACACAGCGCGUUCGCGCGCGCGGCCGAGCUGUACGAAAACGAGCUGCGAUCUCAACCCGGAUCAUGGGCAAAGUCCCGGGAACUCUGGUCUUCGGCAGCUGAGUGCGCAUUGGAAGAUCCCAAGUUGGCCAAGCAAGCCAUGAGGUAUACCGAGAAAGCCGAGUUGGAGGAGCCGGAGGCGGACAACGCUCCUGUUGUGGCUGAAGAUACCCAACACGCCGCGGGCGACGGCCUGGUGAUAUGCCUUCAGGGGGACUUGCGCGAGCGCUUCCAGCAGUUUGCAGCGGCCUUCGCCUCUCCGGAGCAUGCUGUGGAGCAUUUGCUCCAGCUCUUCGAGCAGGCCGUCGCCAAAGAAGCUUUUGCUGAUGGGGCCAUGCCAGUGCCCGAGGCCAAGGAGGAGUGUGCGACAGAUGUGGCUGCUCCGCUCAAGGAGGCAGAGGUGGACGAAGAUGUUUGGGCCCUUCUCGGAUGA